This is a messenger RNA of Macrosiphum euphorbiae (potato aphid), 1503 nucleotides long. Lineage: Eukaryota; Metazoa; Arthropoda; Insecta; Hemiptera; Aphididae. The record is from the annotation of a GenBank genome assembly.
AUGUCCAAUCAUGUAGAUCAUCUGGCCCCAAAGCCCAAGUUAUGGGGUUCUUGCCGUUUGUCCAUAGCCUUUUGUGUUUUUUUGGCCGCUGUUCAGAUGGCCAUACUCAGGGAUAAUCUCGGAAUAGCAUUGCUGUGCAUGUCGAAACCUGUUGGGAACUUGACGUGCGAACCGAACCACGCCAACGUGCCCACUCUGCCGUGGGUGGAUCAGAAACAGAAUUGCGAGUUCGAAUGGGACUCUGCGACCCGUGGACGAAUUUUGGGCUCGUUCCUGUACGGCUAUAUUUCGACGACAUUGGUGGGCGGCAUCAUUUCAAACAAUUACGGUGCUAAACUCCCGUUCAUGGUCGCAGUAUAUGGAAACGUCAUAUUUCAUUUCUUAAGCCCAAUAGCUGCGGAGGUGCACACGGAAUUAUUUUUCGCGUGCCGUUUUAUCCAAGGGAUGUUCGCGGGGUUGUUGGCCGGUCCGUUUUUCCAGUUGUUCAGCGCCUGGAUGUCCGAGGACGAGGCGUCGCUUAUGCUCAGUUUCGGAUUCAGCGGUUACGCGUUUGGAACUAUUAUAAGUUACCCGAUGAGCGGUUCAUUGUGCGAUUCCAAUAUUAACGGUUUCGGGGGAUGGCCUCUAAUAUUUUACGUACCAGCGACCAUAUCCAUUUUGUUCUUAUUCUAUUGGCACCGAUAUUUGUACGACGUACCCGACAAUCACCCUAACAUAUCUCCGGAAGAAUAUGAAUACCUAUUACAAAACAUUGGUAUAUCCGAUGAGCCACCAGUAAUACCGUGGUUUUCCAUAUUCACAUCAUUGCCAUUUAUCGCGUACAUACUGUGUUACUCGGCAUUUUUGUGGAACAUAUUAACCAUGAUGAACAAUGUGCCGAUGUUUUUGCAAACCAUGUUGGGUAUCCAAACCAGCGAGAGUGGAUAUUUGUACUGCAUACCAUUUAUCUUGACGUUUUUAACGAGAAAUUUUAACGCUACAACAUAUAUAAUAGUCAAAAACUUUUCCGGACUGUCACAUACCGUGUGCCGAAAACUAUACUGUUGUUUUGGGUGUCUAAUGGUUAUUAUAUCACUAAUGAGCAUAAUUUUUGAAGAAAACAUCACCAAAUUGCAUGCUAUCGUCGCAAUAUCAAUAAACUUGGCUGUAGGUGACUUCGCUUACAGUGGAGGCUUCUUUCCAACACUCCUCGAUUUAGCUCCAAAUUAUGCUGGUUUGUUGUCCGGUGUGUCAACGUUUAUCGCAUUCUUGGUUGCUUGUCCAUCAACUUUAGUCAACAGCAUCAUUAUUAAACAAAACACAAAGGAAGAAUGGAAUAUUGUUUUUUGGAUAAUUAUAGCCAUGUUUGCGUUCGUAAUGUGCUUUUAUUUAAUAUUUGGAUCAGCGACAUUGCAACUAUGGUCGAUUAGCAAACUAGAAGUUCCUGAAAGAGGAACAUUCCGGUCGACAGUAUAUAACGCAUCUAGAAAUGUGUCGAAUAUACGUCCUUCGUAUAUAUUUUAA